AUGGGGGCUCCCAAUAAACCUAAUGUUGCUGGCAGCCGUCAGUCGAGGAAGUCAAUGCCACAGCCGUCGCACCAUCCAACCAUGCCGACCCGCGCAGCCAAACACUGCCGUCAUCAGGCAGCCAAAACACAUACAAGCUCCCAACAGCUCCUCCUCUUAUUAAUAUUCUUCACAUGUUGCGUCUCACUGUCGUCGGCAUCGCCAACGUUAUAUAUCGACGAGCAGUUGAUUGAAGGACAAGCUGAGCUCGAGGGACGAGCCGCAGCUUCGGAGCCGCUGGGAUCGACAUUUGCUCGACUUGCUCGUUCGGGAACAAUCCUCGUUGAUCGCAGUCAGCCUCCAGAACCCAACGGCCACGGUCAAGAUCUAGACGCCGCCGAUCUCAGACGACGCGCAGACCAGCCAAAUCCCCAAUCUUCAUCCUCAUCCCCAAUUGUGUCAACAUCAACAAGGAAAUCAUCAUCCUCCUCCUCCUCCACGCUGGCGCCCACUUCUACCUCCAGCGGCAUUAUUGCCGCUGCGACGACAAGCGUCCAGCCAUUACCUACCCCUUUUGAUAUGGGCUUCAACAACAAUAUAACAGCUAAUUGCGCAUCAUUCAUGACUGACAUGCUAUCCAACAACACAUUCAAGCAAUGCCUUCCGUUCUCCCUUCUCCUCCAGAACUCCAAUUCCUUCUUCCAAGCCUCCAAAUCCCUCGUUCGCAUCACCCAAACCCUCGACUACUCCUGCUCCGCCGACUCAACUAUCUGCACCUCCGUUCUCUCCUCCUUCGCAACCAACAUCACCACCACCUCCGCCUGCGCCGAAGAUCUCUCUCUCGAGAACCCCCUCGUCCAACAAGCCCUCGUUGGCCUAAAAGCCUACAAACCACUGUACACAGCAUCAUGUCUGCGGAACCCGGAAACAUCAGCAUACUGCUUCGCAGACGCCAUCACCAAUGCCUCGAACCCGACAGACUCGUACAUAUACUUCCUGCCGCUGAACACCUCGCUUGUUGGAGGGAGUCAGCCAACGUGUGAUGCGUGUUUGAAGAAUACGAUGGCCGUGUUCGAGGCGGCGAGUGCGGAUCGGAGCCAGGCGCUGGCGAGCACGUAUGUUAGUGCUGCGAGCCAGAUCAACGUCAAUUGUGGCCCGGGGUUCGUCAAUGCCAGUUUGGCGCAGGCGGUUGAUUCAGCUGCGAUGUCGGAUCUACGUACGCAUCCGACAGGUUCGAUGGGUCUGGUUGCACUGCUUGCUGUGUUCAUAACGUGGCUGCUGUAG
Cadophora gregata is the source of this 1263-nucleotide messenger RNA. RefSeq lists its product as uncharacterized. NCBI's taxonomy places the organism in Eukaryota, Fungi, Ascomycota, Leotiomycetes, Helotiales, Ploettnerulaceae. The transcript is spliced from 2 exons. The coding region runs from base 1 to 1263 and encodes 420 amino acids. The record is from RefSeq and is a predicted model, not a curated record.